Columba livia (rock pigeon) is the source of this 4316-nucleotide messenger RNA. It is a transcript of the gene CTC1, whose product is annotated as CST telomere replication complex component 1. Lineage: Eukaryota; Metazoa; Chordata; Aves; Columbiformes; Columbidae. Gene Ontology annotation, molecular function: single-stranded DNA binding; telomeric repeat DNA binding. The record is from RefSeq and is a predicted model, not a curated record. Gene Ontology annotation, cellular component: CST complex. The transcript is spliced from 24 exons. The coding region runs from base 155 to 4006 and encodes 1283 amino acids. Gene Ontology annotation, biological process: positive regulation of DNA replication; telomere maintenance via telomere lengthening.
CGCCGGCGGCGGCGAUUGGCCGAACGGAAGGGAGGGGGCGGAGACCGGCGGGUUCGAGGCUCGGAGGCGCUCCCGGAAGGUCCUGCGCGUUUCCCGCCCCGCAUUGCCAUGGCAACGCCGUGAACCGCGCGGCCAGGCCCGGCCUGGUGCUGUCAUGGCGGAACCCAGCGCGGCGGAGCAGCGCUGGCUGCAGGCCGCUCGGGACUUCAUCCGCCGAGCGCUCCCGGGUCACGAGGGGCCUGGCGGGCCGGAGCCGCCGCCGCUGGACGCGGUGCUGCGGUGCCUGCGGAGCGCAGGAGGCGGGGACCUGCCGCUCGCAUACAGUUUCAUCUCCAUCUCUGACUUACAACAUCAGCAAUGCAUGCCGUGCUGCAGCCACCUGACCUGGAGCACUAAUGAAUUUAAAGAAUGGGCACAUCAAGGAGAAGGUGCUUUGCCUAUGCAGAGCGCUUUGCCAAGGACUUACCUGAUCUUGGUUGGCUACUUAACAGAUAGAAGGCAAGAGAACAAAGAAGAAUUGGUAGAUGGUUGCCUAUACGUGAAAGACAAUACUGGGAUAAUUCCAUGUGAGCUCCUGCAUUUUAAACUCGAGUGGCUGGAGUCACUGUUCCUCUUCCCAAGCUGGUCAUAUAUACCACAGACAGACCGGAACGCAGCAGGGUACCUGGAAAUCCUGGUGGAUCCAGUGCCAGUAAAUCUCCCAGAGGAAGUACCUGCCAGCAUUCCAGUCCCCUACCCGGUGUCAGCUGAGCCACUGCUCACCUCCAGGAUUCCGUGUAAGGAAAGAUCAAAGCUCACUGUGGCAGGUGAAUUGGCCAGACUUGGGCCUCUGCUUUGUGUUAGCCACAAGACAUUCUUCUUUCUGUUUCUGAAGUGCUUCACCUCAGCUGUUUUGUUCCCUGUGUUGGUGCAGAAGCCCAACCAGCUGGCAUGGCAUCAUACCCUCCAGCUGGGUCACAGGUACACAAUAACAGGCCUGAGUGUGUCCAGCCUGAAGAAAUCUGGACAAAGAAUGUUUGUCACCCGUGUUUCUUCCUGCCUUCUGCCCUACUGUGCAGAGCAGGUGAGGGAGCAGCCAGUGGACAUUGCUUGGGAAGGAGAAUCCACUCCAUCUUCUUCCCUUGAGACUGCUGAGCAGCUCAGUGGUUCCUUGGAGCCGGGAGUUGAAGAGGAGAGGCCAGCAUCAACCAAAGAAUCCAAGAUCAUCUCAUAUGUGGGAACUGUCACCAAAAUACUCAAUGUCAAAGCUGGUCUCUUUUUACUCGAUAACAAAGUCUGCUUGUGCCUCGCUUACCAGCAGUUGUUGAACUCUGCACGUGGACUCCGACCAGGAGCAUGUGUGGAGCUCAUCGAUGUCCACCUCCUGCAGAAGCCUCUGGCAUCCUUCCCUUUCGUUGUACUCGGUGCUUGCCUGAGCAGCACUGUUGUGCUGAAGAGUUUUUCAAGGCUCAGCACCCCCUAUCAGCCACCAACAUCUUCAGGAAAUCUCUACCUACAGCUGCUCUUUCGCCACAACCUUGGUAUGCCACUCUACCUCUGGCUGGUGAGCCUCCUGGAGACAUUUGAGGAAAGGUUUUCUUGUUUCUUUGGGCGCUGUACACUAUCGCUUAGCUCUACGCACCGAAACCCUAGAGCUGCUGAGAAGUUUCUUGUCCCCCUUCUGCAAGCUAUGGUUCCAGAUAGAGAGGAAGCAAGAGAUAUUUAUAAUGAAAUCCUAGCGAAAAUACACCAGUGUCCGCUGCAGAAGUGUUUGACCCUGAAGCCUCCAUGCCAGGCCCCGUCUCUGUCUGCAGUUUACCGCAUGGCAGAGCGGAAGAGCUGGGAAGGCUUCGGUCCAUCACAGCUGCUUUCCCCCUUGGAGGCACAGCACAUGGGCACCCAGGAGCUGAAUCGCAGACUGGCCUGGUCCUACUGCACACUCUCAGCAGGAAGUUUCCAGCCCCGACUGAUACUACUGGGUGUGCUGAGAGUCUCCUCCAGGAGCAGUUCCCUCCAGCUGCAGGACAAGACCAGCACGCUUCCCUGCGUGAUAUCCCGUAAGGAUGGCAGCCCCUUUGCCCAUACAGCUCUCCUAGGAUCGCUCUUGCAGGUGGAAAACUACCAGCUUAUAGUGGAGAGAUUCCUUCAGACUGAUUUUCCCUCCUGGGAGCAGCUGGCAAAUCUGGAGUAUGUGAGGGAGAAAAAAAUCAGUGUCUAUGUGCAGUUCUACUUCGAGGAUGUUCAGGUUCUCCACGCUGCUGAAGGACAAAUCCAGAAAGGACUUAGGAGUCAGAACAGCUCCUCUUUGAGGAAGAAGGAUGGUGGCAGCUUAACGUCUGAGCUGGAAACCCCAGAGGCAAAAAUGCUGAAAUUGGAGGAUCCCAAGCCAGAUACUCAGAGCGCUAAGGACUGUCAGAAGGGCCAGAGCACCAAUACAAGAACCAGCUGUGUAUCUCGCCUAUUCUUGGUUACCCAGAAAGAGGGUCUUAUGUUACGCAAUUACCAACUACCAAGAGAAGGAGAUGGAGAAGGACAGGAGCUGCAGUGCAGUUUCCAAGCCACUGUGCUGUGGUUGGGCACACCGCAGCUCUGGAGCCACUCCAGAGAUACUGGGAAUCCACUGGAGCUGGAGGAGACCAGCUGUGAUGGAGAAGAGGGCAUCACACAGCAUGAAGCACUACUGCUCUUCAUGGGGAAGUCUCUGCGAUGGUUUCCAUUUCUGCACCUGGAAGGGCUGUAUCGCUUCAUUGUGCCCCACUGCUCGGACUUGGAAGUGUUUGACAAGCUUUGUUUUCCACCCGUGCCAGCAAAGUUCCUGAGCACGUCAUCCUGCCCCCUGUGUCUGCCUGUCCAAGAUACCUGGCACUUACAGCAUGAGACAUGGAUAUCCUGUCUGACUGAGCACCAGCUGGCAGCCAGAUCGGUAUUGAGAGGCAUGGACCAGAGAAUUUCCUCCAUUCCAGAAGUACUUAGCAACAGUUUCACAGGUUCCCUUGUUUCUUUCUCUGGUGAGAUAGUGGAGAGGACCUUGUGUGCCUCUCCCAAGAAUGAGAAGACAUCUGUGACUUUUGGCCUUCGAAAGCAGAAAGGGAGUUUGCUAGCCAGUGAUCACAGCGUGAAGCUCAGCAUCUCAGUUGCUCCAGGCUCCCCUGGUGUGGUGGACAUUUACAUUGCUGCCACCUAUUUGCAGCAUCUCCGGGGUUUGCUACCUGGAGCUAAGAUCCUCUUCCAGAACUUGGAACGCAAAAUCUCUAGAUUCCAUAAUGUUUACUGCACCUACAUUGCCUCCAGUUGUGUAAGCAUCAUAUCUCUACCAGCUUUUCCCUUACCUUCAAGUCCUGCAGGAGAAGGAUCAUCCCCCCCACUAGUGUUUCUGUCCAGCUUGCAACCUCACCUGCAACACCUGCCUCAGGCACGGAUUUUGUGCCACUUGUCCUGUGUACUGACUCUGUCCCUGCAAUGGGUUUGCUCACUUUGCAGCAGCAUCUUCAAAGAGGGGAGGUGCACCCGUGACAAUCCACUGUGUCCAUCACGCACAGGAGUAAGGCAAGCCAGUGCACGGGUGCUGGUGGAGGAUGGAACGGGUGAAGCUUUCGUGCUAUGCAGAAAUCAGCACGUGGCAGCAAUGCUGGGCCUGAGCCUUCCUGAGUGGGAAGCUCUGCAGAACUGUGUGCAGAGCAGGGGCAGAGUGUCCAUUCAGCAUGGAGAAGCUACUGGCACUGGUUGUGUUGAGGAACCUGAGGAUCUCAUUGCUUGCUACCUAAGGAGUCUGUGCAGGAGUCCUCUCAUCUGUCGCCCUGUCCUGCUGGAUUUCAGCCUAGACAGGAAGCCCUCCAAGAUUCUGCAGCCUGCUCCACCGCAGCUGAGAAACUUUCGGUGCGGUGAAGUGGAGUUUGUGUCGCAAGUGGGACCUCGGCCAAGCCUGCUGUGCCUGAACGUGGAGGAAGUGGAACAAGAUGCCUUAAGCUAUCUGAACAGUGAGAGGAUUAGGACAUCUGGUCACUGCCGAGUGGGAGCCACUGCUUAACAUCUCUCCGAGUAGGAGAAGAACUAUGGAAAUAACUACUGGGAGUGGGAGCCUUUUAUAUUUCCUUUCCACUGGGAGCAUGGGCCUGUGAGCACAGGGUGAAUGGUGCAAUCAAGAAGCUGCUCUGACUUGUGGAAUUCCUGAAUGGUCAUUCUGGACCAUUGCCAUCAUUGCUACUGGGCUGUGUUUUAGAAGAGAGAUGUUCAAUAUUUCUACAUGGUAACGGCUGCUUUGGGCAUAGGGCACACAAUGUGUGUAUUUUAUGUGGUAGUAUCUACUGAAUAAAGCCAUUAAAAUACAGUUUAAAUAA